Molecule: messenger RNA, 6469 nt
Organism: Notolabrus celidotus (New Zealand spotty)
Lineage: Eukaryota; Metazoa; Chordata; Actinopteri; Labriformes; Labridae
Gene: ube3a
Product: ubiquitin protein ligase E3A
Exons: 11
Coding region: 314-2794 (826 amino acids)
Biological process (GO): protein polyubiquitination
Molecular function (GO): ubiquitin protein ligase activity
Source: RefSeq, a predicted model, not a curated record
UUUGGCGCUCUUGUUUACAAGAUGGUCGGGGAGGAUAUUUCGCUCUGACUUAUAAACUGAGAGAGUUCAGAUUUCCUGACGCUGUCAAACUGAAGCUGAAUCACAGCAGAGCGUCUCUGUGUGAUUUAAAGAGAAUCUGAACAGGGUAAAAAGGCGGAAGUGGACUGAAAGCGGAUCAAACACAGAGGCGGUGUCUCUGACUGAAGGAGGGAUUUUUGCACUGUCACUGACAGACUGACAGACAGGCUGUAUCCCUGUACAAAUCACAGACGACUGUAUACUGGGCCUGCAGGAGGAAUCUGAAUCCAGCCGAAUGAACAGAGCGGCUGCAAAGCAUCUAAUCGAGCGCUACUUUCGGCAGUUAACCGAAGGCUGUGGAAAUGGCGCCUGCACGAAUGAGUUUUGCGCAUCGUGUCAUAACUUUCAACCGUUGGAUAACAAUUCAGCAGCAGCCAAAGCGCUCGAGCUGUUUAAGAUUAACGCCAAACUCUGCAAUCCUCACCCCUCCAAGAAAGAGUCCGGUGCCAACGAGGACGACGACAGCUGCAGGAUGAGCGACACGGACCUCUGCGCCUCCAAAGGGGACUCAGAUGUUCAUUACCUCACAGAGAACAGGGUGUGUAUGCUCCUGAGUUCCUGCAAGGAGGAAGGGGACUACUCUGCUCUCGUCCGGGUCAUCGGCAGGGUCUUCUCCAACGCAGAGUCCCUGGUGAAGAGUUUCAGGAAGGAUGAGCCCAACGCCGCCGAGAACUCGUUCAAACUAACAGAUGAAGACGAGGAGAGCCAAAGUGAACAAAGCUCAGAGAAACUGGGCGCUGCUGCUUUACCAGAAGCGAGUCCUCGUGAUACGGACGACCCUCUUGAAGUUAGCGUGGACAUCGAAGCCGUUCGGAGAGUCUACGACAAACUCCUAAACAUCGAGCAGGUGGAGGCGGCUCUCGUGAACGCAAUCAUUUACCUCACUCCAAAUAUGGAACUUGACCUGGAAUACCUUGACGUGUACGAAACAAACCCAGAUUACCUGAAUAUCUUCAUCAUCGUGAUGGAGAACAGUAACCUGCACAGUCCAGAGUACCUGGAAGUUGCGUUGCCGCAGUUCUGCAAAGCAAUGAGCAAACUACCGGUGAGAGCGCUCGCCAGGUUGUCAAAGCUCUGGUCCAUGUACGAACUCCCGCACAUCCGCCGUAUGAUGGAGACCUUCCAGCAGCUCAUCACAUUCACGGUCGUCAGCAACGAGUACGACGGCGACAACCUGGUGAACGAUGACGAGACGGUGGUGGCGGCGACUCAGUGUUUAAAAGUUGUCUUCUACGCAAGUCUCCAGGGCGGAGAUGUGGACGUCGAGCACAACGAGGAGGACGAGGAGGAGUCCGAGUCUGACGAGCUCACCUUGCAUGAGCUGCUGGGUGAGGAGCGGCUCUAUAAGAAGGGUCCCCGGGUGGAUCCUCUGGAGAAGGAACUGUGCGUCAGAUCUUUAGACAGCAUCACGCCCCGCAUCCCUUACGAGGACUUUGUUAACGAGUCCCUGAACGAGGUGGUGGAGAUGGACAAGGACUUCACCUUCUUUAAGGUCAACGCAGAAACCAAGUUUUCUUUCCAGACCUGCCCCUUCAUCCUCAGCGUCAUCACAAAGAGUCAGGGACUGUACUACGACAACAGGAUCAGGAUGUACAGCGAGCGGCGCCUCACCGCCCUCUACAGCAUGGUCCAGGGUCAGCAGCCCAACCCGUACCUCAAACUCAAAGUACGCAGAGAUCACAUCAUCGACGACGCCCUCGUCAGACUGGAGAUGAUCUCCAUGGAGAACCCAUCCGACCUGAAGAAGCAGCUGUUCGUAGAGUUUGAAGGAGAGCAAGGUGUGGACGAGGGAGGUGUUUCUAAAGAGUUCUUUCAGCUGGUAUUGGAGGAAAUAUUUAAUCCAGAUAUAGGUAUGUUCACCUACGACGACAACACAAAGCUGUUUUGGUUUAAUUCGUCCUCUCUGGAGAAUGAAGCUCAGUACACUCUCGUUGGACUCGUCCUGGGGCUGGCUAUUUACAACAACUGCAUCCUGGACGUGCAUUUCCCCAUGGUGGUCUACAGGAAACUCAUGGGCAAGAAAGGGACCGCCUCGGAUCUAUCAGACUCACAUCCAAGCCUUUACCAAAGUUUGAAGAAUUUACUUGAAUACAGCGGCGAUGUAAAAGAAGACAUGAUGCUCACCUUCCAGAUCUCGCACACGGACCUGUUUGGGAACCCGGUCUUAUACGACUUAAAGGAGGAAGGAGAGCAGAUCCCCGUUACGACAGAGAACAGACAGGAGUUUGUGGACCUCUAUGCUGAGUACAUACUGAACAAGAGCGUGGAGCGACAAUUCAGAGCCUUCAAGAAAGGUUUCCUCAUGGUCACAAACGAAUCCCCACUGAAGUAUCUGUUCAGACCGGAGGAAGUGGAGCUGCUUAUCUGUGGAAGCAGGAAACUGGACUUUGAAGCGCUCGAGAAGACGACAGAGUACGAUGGAGGUUAUAGCAAAGAAAGCCAAAUUAUCAAAGAUUUCUGGGAGACGAUCCACUCGUUUGGAGAGGAGCAGAAGAGGUUGUUUCUCCAGUUUACCACAGGCACGGACAGAGCGCCAGUCGGAGGGCUCGGAAAAUUAAAAAUGAUCAUCGCCAAGAAUGGCUCAGAUACUGACAGGCUGCCAACUUCUCACACCUGCUUUAAUGCACUGCUGCUCCCAGAAUACUCCUCCAAGGAGAAACUGAAAGAGAGACUGCUCAAGGCCAUCACUUAUGCCAAAGGAUUUGGGAUGCUGUGACAGUUCCACAAACAGACAAGUUUUCUGACUUUAGUUCAAACAAAGGGAGAUCACAAAAACAGAGAGGGAAACGACGAACAAUGCUGCAAUAACCCCGUGCCUAACCAACCUCAUACUCCGCUGUCAGCCUCUCACUCCAAGGCCUUAAAUCCUUUGAGAGGUAGUUUUAACAAGUGCUUAAAGUAGAAAAAGAAGUGCUGGUGCUCCCCUUAUUCACCUGCUGGCGUGUGUGCAGCCAGUCUCAGUACAUUUAUACAGUUAAUAACAGAUAAGAGACGAUAAUGCAGAUUUUUACAACAUGCAUUUAGUAAGAAAACCACUUCAUUGUGUCACACAAACAAAGAACUCCUGCUUCUCUGCGUCACCACACUCCUGUUCAGUUUUUUUGGAGCCAGGCCAACAUCACUGUCGUCUUCUUUUCACUGUUCAUGUUAAUUUGCUGUUACUCUCCAAUGAAAACAGAUGAGUCAGCAUCGCGUAAAGCCUGCAAAAGGACGACAUCAUCCCAUACUGCACCAUGGAUAAUUUAUUUUGAGGAACUAUAAUGAAUCGCUAAAAGAAACUUGAAUAUGGAGCGGACAGGGAAGGGUAUUGGGAGCUGGUUUGAAGUCCCAGUAUGAUGAAAAUAUCCCAGGGCACCAAGGGGUUAAAUGUAGAAGCUACCGGCCCACUUAAAGCACUGGUUUUAAAUACAGAUCAUACGUUUUCCCAGAGGGUUCAACGCCAUGCUGAAAGGGCAAACCUGGUAUUUUUAAUCCAGAGCCAUCUUUCUUUAAAUGAGGGGGUCUGAAGAAUAAAAAGAUGUAAUGUAAUUCAGCCUGCAGGUCUGUAAGAGACUGUAACUGACCUUAUUCACACUGAAGACAUUUCCCUUCGACAUCAUGCUCAGGGUGGGGAGCUCAAAUGCCUUUAUAAAGUGGUGCUGCAGUGAUCCAGGCUUUUUGGAGCACAUUUUCAGUAUUUACAAUGAUUACUUUAUGAAUCAACAACUGUGACCAGUAAGAAAUCUAGUAAUUUUUUAAAACACUUAUAACACAGCCGCAGUCAAAAACAAGCAGCAACCUCAAAUGUUAAAAAAUGCAUUCAAUGAGGGAGUGCAUAAAACUGCAGUUCCAAAAGUGUCCACUAGAGGCUGGCUGAGAAAUCAUAGGAAUCCCCAUGAUGUCACAAAGUCACAUGUUAAAACGCCAAUUUGUAGCUUAUUUAUUUAUUGUUCACACUCAAAGGGAGGGAGGUUAUCACGCACCUGUUGAGAUCACUUAAAGGGCUAUACAUGAAUCUGCAGAGUUAGGGGCACAGCUGAGUUGCCUGAGUUGUAACUGAAAAACGGCCUCAGCUCCAACUCUGUCUAUUUGUAGGCUGACUAAAAGUUAGGUCGCAUUUCAAACAUGGUACCUGCCAAGCUUUGGCUUUGAAACAUCUCUCCAGAGACAAAUGUCCUUGUUUUUUUGAAGCGUUCUAGUCUGAACUGUAGUUAGCCAGGAAGUGGCUGGAGGUUUAUAACAGUUAGCUUUUUUACAUCAUGCUAAUUGUUCAAUAAGAAAGGCUUGAAUUCAAAGUAAACAUAAGCUUGGAACAAAUAAGUAGUUAAUGUAGAGUAAGGGUUAAUUAAGUUAUGUUAACAAGGACGUGCUUCUUAGUGGCGAGUGGGUUAUGAAAAUAUGGCCAGAUUUCUUUUAAUCAUCAGUUUCUUUUUUAGCUCAGUUUUUAAUCCAAAAGAGGAUAAAGUGACAAAGUAUUUCAGGUACUCGCACAGCAAUAUAACAGCAUUCAAGCGUCCCACCCUGAGUAUGACACAUGAAGAGGAAGACUCCACACGGAGCUCACAUUUGAGAGGGAAUCCUCCCUGAAGCAUGUCCACUGAAAGCUUUUAUUUGUUCCACUGACAGGUUCAGAUCAUUAUUCCAAAAGUUGAACAAAAUUACAAGAAUAAUCUCUAAAAAGUCGAGGUAAAGACGCCUCUUUUUAAACUCAUCAAAGCAUCUGCUGCUUCACCUCGCAGUAGACCGGAGCUGCUCGACUGUCUCUGCCUUCAUCAGCACAUCUUUUUGUGUUCUAUGACAAAUUAAGUCACCUUUCAAAACACAAAAGUCACAUACUGUAGAAAGAAUGUACAGUAAAGAGGUGGUAAUGCAGAUCAGCACUGUAACAAGGUGAGCAAGACUCUGACAUAACCAGCCUUUUAUUGUUCUAAUUCACAUUAAAGUGAACAUUUCAAUGAAGGUAACGUUAGAUAAGGUCAAGAAGAUUUCCGUUGACUUUUCUGUCCUCAUUCAGCUCUCGGUCUUGUCUGAGCUUUGCAGAUGAGGCAAAUGUCACAACCUUUAACACUUGCUAUUAUCCCCUCUGCUUCUGGUUUAAGUGACUUUGUAGAGAUCAGCAGCUUAGAGAUGCUCUCUCCAGCUCUGGAUCACAGGACAGUAUGUUGCUCCACUUCUCCCUCUCAGAGGUGGUUGGGGUCCAGUAGCUCCUCAGGCUGAGACCACAUCUGUCCUUAUCUCCCCACUCUCAGGACCAGCCUGAGACCACACUAACGUUUUUACCACAGUGUCAACAGGCAGAGGGGAGAUUUAGACUCCUCCCUACCACCUCUUUUCAGAAUUAAACACUGUUGCUGUGGGGUUUUGACCAAUCAGAAUUAAGUAUCCAACACAGCUGGGUAACAUAGCACAAAUAAGUGAGGCAGCUCCUGCUUUCCACAUCAUAAAACUUCAGUGGAGUCCGGUGUAGAGCAAGAUUUGACUUCAGUUUCCAUCUUUGUGAAAAGUCUUUUAAUUCUAUAAAAAGGUCUGUCUCAGGAGCACUUCAAGUACAAAUCUGAGCCUGUCUGAGAGAACCUUUUUGUGGUUUAGACCCAGGAGUGUGUAAAUAUGAAACAGGUCCAGGUUUAAAAAUACCAGAUGUCCCUUUGCGUCUUCUUCCCUCCUGUGUGUUUCUUUUUCUUUUGAACAAGAACAUUUGAGUUGUGAAACUGUGAAAGUGCACUUACACACAUGAAUUUAGCGAAUGUCAGCACAUGCCGUACUUUUAUUGACGUGGUUUCUUAUGUUUUGUUUUCCUUCCUGACGUAGCAGUAUUCAGUCGUCAGCCUCUCUCCCCACAGCGGAGUGAACUGACUCAUGGUGCUCCUGGUUAUGAUUGUCAUUGUAGUCAACUGAAGUGAAGCAUUUUAUAUUACUGCUAGCCCAAAUAGCCGCACUGACACGCCAAUAUUUAAACUAUUUACUGUCAGUGUACGAACAAAGAGAACUCGUGACUAACUUGAGGGUUAUUUUCUAGUGUUUCUGUGUUGUGCCUCUUGUUUUACCUAAUCAUAGUAUUUAAAACGAUAUUACAUGAGUACUGUGUGUCAUGAAGAAGUGAACCUGCCUGCAUAGAGUAGUUUGGAUUGCUUGCAGGUUUUCAGGAUGUACUGCACUAAACUGACUGGUCGGUUCAGACUUUGACAUCCUGACAGAAACGUUCCUUUUCCUUUGGUUUGUGUGCUGUUGAGUGAUUUCUGAUUGCACAUUUGUAAGUGAAGUUGCCAAAUGUGCAAUGCCUGCAUAAGGGAAAGAGUCACAUGACGUGUUUAGUUUGGCCACAUAUCUCAGGUAUAUAAAGAAUGUGCAGAUAAUGUGAAGCUCUGAUGUAAAGCAAAUAUUAUGCAAAGAAAAUAAAGGAGAAAAAAUCAAA